Messenger RNA from Symbiodinium necroappetens, 903 nucleotides. Lineage: Eukaryota; Dinophyceae; Suessiales; Symbiodiniaceae. The record is from the annotation of a GenBank genome assembly.
GAGGCAGACUAUCCCGAAGGGACCAAAGCGCCUCAAAAUCAUGUGAUCGAGGAAGUGGGCGGUGUCUUGAAGACCUGGCGCUCAGACCGCCCCAGCCGGCAGGCAGCACUGUGGUUGAGCAGAGAUGGCAUUGUCAUGCUGGGCAAGGGGAAUGUUCAGUUGGACAUGACCACCGUGGGAUCCAGAAGUAUCCGGUGGAAGGGAAGGCACGGAGAUGUUUGGGAGUGGCGCUGGAUGGGUGACACGGUGCAUCACUGUGCCUGCGUAUCGUGGUUGACGCGCGAGGAGGCUUGGCAUCUUCAUCACUUGGGGAUUGAGGUGGUGAUGGUGCAGAAUGUUUGCCGGACAGUGGAAAAUGCCAACAGGGCUGCCAACAUCGUGACUGUUGCUGCGGAGCUAGCAACCUUUGAAGAUCGUGUCCACGACGGAAAUCUUUUUUUGGUCGGAGACGCUGAGCGCUUCUGGAAGCGGGCCGACCUUGAAGUCCCGGGAACGAACCUGCUUCUUUUGAGCCACCCAGCGAAGCAAGAGAAAGUGGUCAACGAGGGCUGGAACCGCUGGAAUCAGGAGAAGUUAACCCAGCAAAAGGUCCUUAAGUUCAUGAACCGCGUGAACGUGGAGGGCCUUGCACACUCCGAAUUCAGCCUCUGGCCACGCCCGUUUCGGCCCACACAGAGAGCAAGUCCGGAGCAGAUCGAAGAGGCCGUGCAGAAAGCUUUGAAGCGCAUUGGACAGGCAGAAGAACUCAGCUGGCACAAGCUUCGCGCAAUAUUUGCUGGAAGGGGAUUCUGGACAAGGCGGCAACAAGAAGAAACAGGCGGUUCGCUUGAGACCGCUACAGACUUGAACCCGCCGGAAAAUCGCUUUCUCAAGCUGCGGGGACUUGCCGACGCACCAUCGUAA